Zeugodacus cucurbitae (melon fly) is the source of this 6560-nucleotide messenger RNA. RefSeq names its product putative vitellogenin receptor (gene yl). Bases 299 to 6088 code for a protein of 1929 amino acids. Gene Ontology annotation, molecular function: protein binding; calcium ion binding. The transcript has 11 exons. Lineage: Eukaryota; Metazoa; Arthropoda; Insecta; Diptera; Tephritidae. The record is from RefSeq and is a predicted model, not a curated record.
GAUCAAUGGUCUUCAGUCAAUCUCGACUUUAACGCGCUAAUGCGCGGCAAUAAUUGUGUCAAGAGUGUUAAGUGUUCAAUUUGUGUAAUUUUCAGUGUUAAAAUUUAAAAUAUUUAAUUGUUUCAAUUAGAAAAAAGUUUAAAUAGUUAUUCUCAAAUGUAAAGAAAAUAAAUUUGGUGAUUAAAAAAAUAUUAAAUAAAUUAAAAAACAAUAAAAAUAAUUAAAAUAGAAGCAAAGCGUGCUAUUUCGUGGCUUACUACAAGCUGCGUGUGGAAUCCGUGCGUUUUCAAGGCGAUCAAUGGCAAAAGCCUUUCAUUUACCGUUACAAAAUGUGCGCAAGAAGCUACAACCAGCCAGCGUCGCAACUCCCAACUGCGCAGUCAUUGUUGUUGUGGUCAUAUUGAUAUUGAUGCCGCCAUUUUUCUCGCGUGUCUUAGCCUUCCAGCUAUGCGACUCGGACCAUUUCGAGUGCCGCGACGGAAGUUGCAUCUUACUGGAGAAGAUGUGUGAUGGACGUCAUGAUUGUCCUGACAACUCGGACGAAAUGAAUUGCGAAAAGAAGAUGUGCCGCAAGCCGGAUUGGUUUCAAUGUGCCAAACCCAAUGGUCCCUGCUUGUCGUCUGAGCUUAUUUGUAAUGGCAUCGAGAAUUGUCCGGGUGGCGAAGAUGAAUUGGACUGCGUGAGCACGUCAUCCAUGUGGAGUAGCGGUGGUGGCAAGUCGAAGAGCGUCGAUAUCGGCACGGGCGGUUGGUUUACGAAACGUAAUUGCAGCGCCUACGAGUACACUUGUCGCUCGGACAAAACUUGCAUACCGCUGGACUUUAUGUGCGACGGCAAGAGCGACUGUCACGAUCGUUCCGAUGAGGAGGAUGGCUGUGAGCGCGCCAAAAAGAGUUGUCAAGGCUUCUUUUGUGACAAUAAGAAAUGUUUGGAGAGCAAGAAAUGGAUUUGUGAUGGCGUCGAUGAUUGCGGUGAUGGCAGUGAUGAGCGCAAAUGCGGUUUGAAUUGCACAUUGGAACAUGGAAAAUUUUUGUGCCGCGACAAUUCCAGUUGUUUGACCAUCGACGCAGCCUGCAAUGGCAAAACGGACUGCGCGGAUGGCAGCGAUGAGUCAUCUCUUUGCUCUUCGACCAGCAACAAUUGCAGCAUGAAAGCUUGUCCGCCAGCAGCGAUCUGCAAAAUGCUACCCGAACAGGGUGCUCAGUGUAUUUGCCCAAAAGGUUAUCGCAUGUCUAUGCUGGAGAACGCCUGUAGAGAUAUUGAUGAAUGUCUGGAGAUCUAUGGUCUAUGUUCACAGGGUUGCCAGAAUACGCGUGGCUCAUAUCGUUGCACCUGCGAUGUGGGUUAUGUGCUGAAGUCGGACAAUCACACUUGUGAGGCUUAUGGCGGCGAUCCACUGCUACUCUACACCACACAAAUGGCCGUAAUGGGUGUGCAUUUACGUGAUAAAUUAGUUUAUGCGGUGGCAAAGAAUCUGACCAAAGUGAUCGGUGUAUCGUUCGAUGGACAGAGUAUCUACUGGACGAAUAUACAGAAUGAGGCGGAGAGUAUUGUGAAGGCGAAUGCCGAUGGUACCAAUCAAGAGAUACUACUCACGGCGGGCUUGGAUGCACCAGAAGACUUGGCGGUCGAUUGGCUGACAGACAAUAUUUACUUCUCGGACAACACCAUGCGUCACAUUGCGGUCUGCACGAAUGAUGGUCUCUACUGUACAGCGCUCAUCACCGUCGAUGUGCAUCAACCGCGCGGCAUAGCGCUCUGGCCGCAACGCGGACAAAUGUUCUGGACGGAUUGGGGUCUGAAGCCGAUGAUAGCGCGCGCAUCUAUGGAUGGCAGCAACUCACUGCCGCUGGUCACCGAGAAUAUACACUGGCCCAACGGCAUCGCCUUAGAUAUGCAUAAUAAUCGUAUCUACUGGGUGGAUGCCAAGUUGGCCACAAUGGAGAGUACACGAUCCGAUGGCACAGAUCGCCGUCGCAUACUCGACGGUAUAAUGAAACAUCCUUAUGGUUUAUCAGUCUUUGAAGACAACAUCUAUUGGUCGGAUUGGGGUACUAAGAGUGUGCAUAAGUGCAAUAAAUUCACCGGCAAAGCACAUCAAGUAGUCACCAAAGAUCGUACUAUCUAUGCAGUGCACAUUUAUCAUACCGCCAAACAGCCGAAGACCGAUCAUGCUUGUAUGCGUCUUCGUUGCUCUCAUUUAUGUUUGCUCGCCGAAAACGAGAGCGCAACGUGCGCCUGUCCCGAUGACAUGCAAUUGGGCGCCGAUCGUUUGCGUUGCGUAAAGAUACACCGUAAACAGCGACUCUUCAUUGGUGUUAUGAAUUCUUUGAUCGAGAUGGAGCAUACGAAGUUUGGACGUCAUACCAUACUGCAGACACACCAGUUACCGUUAUAUAUCAGUGAGAUGGCUUACAACAAUAUCGAUGAGAAGAUUAUUAUAGCGGAUAAUGUGCACCACACCAUCUAUCAGUUCGAUUUGUUGACGAACAACAUCUCAGUGCUCACGCGUGAGAAUAUCGGUAAUAUAACGUCUAUCGGUUUCGAUCACUUGUCGCACAAUGUUUACUGGACCGAUGCUGAACGUCAUGUGGUAGAAGUCUACUCCCUGCAGACACAACAACGCGCAAUGGUCAGCUUCUUCGCUGGCUUACAAGUACCAAUAGCGCUGGCAGUAAUACCAGAAGAAGGCGUCAUGUUUGUCGCGUUACGCACGCGGAGAUAUGUACACAUCGAUCAACUUCCACUGGACGGUCGCGGCCCGCACACCCAUGCAUUUGAGGAAGAGCUCGGCGAUGAUGAUUUCAGAUUUACCACAGAUUUCGAAACGAAAAGACUUUACUGGUCCGAUAGUGAGCUGGGGCGCAUCUCCUACACCAACUAUCGCAAUCUACAUGACAUCACAUUCCGUACACUGCUCAAACGUCCCUACUCACUGGCUUUGGUCGAGGAUGAUCUCUUCUGGACCGAAUUGCGUUCAUCUGCAAUAUAUUGGACACCCAAAAAUAAUAUGGGCACAUUGAAGCGCAUCGAAAUACAAGUAACCCAGCCGGCUUAUACUCACAUCUUACCCGCGCGCAUACCGCUAUUGGCCAGUCAACCGCUCUCUAUGCAGGAUCAUCCGUGUCAGCAUGGUAAUGGCGGGUGUUCACAUGUUUGUGUGACCGUUACAAAAUCAGUCAGCGCUUGUUUGUGUCCGGCGGGUUUGGUCUUCCGCGAUAUGACCAACACCAGCUGCAUCGAGGCGCUGGACUGUGAGUUCCGCUGUCAUUCGGGCGAGUGUUUGACACAAUCGAGACGUUGUAAUGGACGCAAGGACUGCCCGGAUGGUUCAGAUGAGUUAGGCUGCGAUGCAGGAAGCACUAAAUAUCGCAAGGUGGUUUGUUCUAUUGGCGAUUUUGCUUGUCACGAUGGUACACAGUGUAUAAAUAUGCAAAAUCGUUGUGAUGACAAGAAGAACUGUCGUGAUGGUUCGGAUGAGAUGCAUUGCGAGAAGUUCGAUAAAGACAAACGUUGCCAUGAACAUCAGCAUGCCUGCGACAAUGGAAAUUGUGUGGAUCAGAGCGUUAUGUGCGAUGGCAUUGACGAUUGUGGUGAUCGUUCGGAUGAGUUGAACUGCAAAUCGAAUCCCUCACAAACGACUGACGAUCUACCGGUAUGUCCGGCGAAUAUGUUCCAAUGCAACUCGGGCACUUGCAUUGCGCAGAGCUGGGAAUGUGAUGGGAAAUUGGAUUGUACAGAUGCUUCGGAUGAGCACGAAAAAUGCGGCAUUAAGGAAUGUCCCGCUGAUAUGCACAAAUGUAUGUUGGGCCAAUGCAUCGAUCGUCGUCUAGUUUGUGAUGGACACAACGACUGUGGUGACUAUUCGGAUGAAUUAAAUUGCGAUUUCGUCACUGGCAAGCAGCGUAAUCUCACCUGUGGCACACCCAAACAUCCGAUGUACCAGUGUCCCAGCGAUAAGAGCAUUUGUCUUGAGUUAAGCAGUCGUUGUAAUGGCACCACCGAAUGUCCACGCGGUGAGGAUGAGGAGAAGUGCGGUGUAGUGUGUAGCAUGUACGAAUUCCAGUGCAAGUCCAAUAACGAAUGUAUACGUCUGGAAUUCCGUUGUGAUCGCGAUAAAGACUGCGCUGAUGGCUCCGAUGAAAUGAAUUGCGAACAUUAUAAAAAUACUACCACUGGCGUGGGGUCAAUGAUGAGCAAACUAAAUGAACGUCCUUGCGGACCAAAUAUGUUCGACUGCCGUGAUGGAGAAUGUGUAGAAAUGUCACGUGUUUGUAACGAUUUCGAAGACUGUGAUUCAGGCGCCGAUGAGGGACCACUAUGCGAUACCGCCUGCAGUGCUGUAUCUAAUCGGCCGAUUUGUUCACACAAAUGUCGUCCGACGCCGAUGGGUGCAGUAUGCUCCUGCUUUCCCGGUUAUCGCUUGGAUACGGAUCAGCGCACAUGCUUAGACAUUAACGAGUGCGAAGAUAGUGAGCCAUGUGCGCAGCUCUGUGAGAAUUCACUUGGCUCAUACCACUGCAAAUGCUAUCCGGACUUUAUGUUGCGACCCGACAAGACCACUUGCAAAUCCAUCGAAAGCCAGUCAACCCUGAUGUUCUCUACAUAUAACGAAGUGCGUAGCAUGACGGAGCAACCGAUUACGUUGCGCGUCGCUUGGGCGGUAAACGACUCGAAGAUCGCCGGUUUUGAUUUGAAUGUGCACAAACGUUUGGCUUACUUCACCACCGAUGUCGAGGAUGUGUUGUAUAAAGUGGAUAUGGAGAAAGGUGAAGUCGUGGCGGGUUUAUGGGUGCAGACACCUACUAAAGUUGCCGUGGACUGGAUACAAGAUAAUGUGUAUGUUAUCACGCGCGCCGCUCAGUACGGCAUCAAGGUGUGCUCAUUCAGCGCCAAAAUGUGUGGUCUCAUAGCACAGGCCAAUCCACGCGAAACCAUACGCGCACUCGCCGUUGACGCGCUCAGUCGUCGGCUCUUCUAUGUGACUGUACGCGCACAAACCUUCAGCACGCCCAUUUCAACACUCACCAUGUCCCAUCUGGAUGGCAAGCAAAGUGUGACGUUGUUACUGAAAAGAGGUGGUUACAUCACUGCUUUAGCUUGCGACCCCUACAAACGUCAAAUCUACUUCGUCGACAUGCAUACGAAGACCUUGCAGGCAUUGGACUACAAGACAGGCAGCACACGUAUACCGCACAUAAUCAUACAGAAGGGCAAUGUCAUCAUGCAUCCCUCCGGUUUGACGGUCUAUGAGAAUCAAGCCUACAUCGUGAACAUCGGCUCGAAGGAAGCGGUGCAGUGUCAACUCUUCGGUGCACAUAACUGUAAAGCGUUCAAUUUGAAUAUACUAAAUGCCGAGGAUGUUGUUGUCGAUGGUGCUACACGACAACCGCAUGCCAUAAAUCCCUGCAACAUGGCUAAAUGUCACGGGUUGUGUGUACAAGCCGACUACGGUUACGAGUGUAUGUGUGGUGAUAAUAUUGUGAGCGAACAUGUACGCUGUGCAAAAGAGUACACAAAUGAGAUCGUCUCUAGCGCCUUGCUCUAUGGGAACCCACACGCUGCGGAGCAUACAACGUCUGCGCAUGCGGCAGUUACAGUUAUUGUGGUGCUUUUGCUAUUGGCUCUGCUGUGCGCUGGUGUUGGGUACUUUUACUAUCGUCGUUUCACUCAGGGUCAUCGCGAUUUCAAUAUCAACCUGCAUUUCCAGAAUCCACUAUCUGCAUUCACCGGUGGUGGCGGUGUUGGCAGUGGAAAGUCUACCGGCAGCAUGCAGCAGCAAAGCGGCAUCAGCAGCACAACCGCCUCGUUUGAUGGAGACACGCACAGUUUCGGCGCAGAUGGAGGGCAUGAGAAACGGCAAUACGUACCGCCGAUUUAUCGAUUUUUGCGCAAAAGCGGGAACAGUUCGCCAUCGGGUGCGGAAAUUCUUCUCGAAGCGGCUGCGCCAACGGCCGAAACAGAUGGGCUGGCACCACCUCAACGAAUCACCAGCGAACAAAUGGAACGAGAACCUUUUUACGCCACCACUGGCGCAGUCCGAGUUCAGCAUGGUGAUGAUGAUGCCACAGCCGAACUUGUCCCCUAGAUGAACGCUGCAAUUCUAUUUUAUUUUUUUUUGUAAUUUUUUCCAGAUGUUCUAGCAGAAGCUACAAGCAAUUUUCAAUAUUUUUUGCAUGUUAUUUUUGUAAUUAUUUACAUAUGUAAAAACAGUAUUUUGUAAAUAAUUUUUUUUGUUAAGCUUUUAAGCGCUUACAUAUUUGUUAUUAUUGUAUUUAUGUAAGUGAAAAAUUAUAUUUAUCACUCAGCCUAAUUAGUGAAAGCAAAACAGACAACAGUCAAUUUCAUAGAAAUAGGUACACAUAACGGUUGGUUGGUUGGUUGGCUGGUUGUUUUUUGCUAAAUUUUGCUUUACAAAAUAUUCAAAAUUAUAAAUUUAUUUGUUGUUUGUUAUGUUUAUGGAAAAUCUUUUUUGUCCCUGAAUUGUCAAUACGAAAACAAGUUUCGAAAAUGUAAAAUGAAAAAAAAAAAUUAUGAAUAAAAUAACAGUAAAACUCAAA